AUGAGUUCCCUGGCUGGUGGUAUUUGAGCUGUGGGUCCUAAUCCUCACUGAGUGGGACUUGCCUGCUCCCUGCACCCACCCUCUUCUGUUCUCCUGCAUGGUGUGUCUGUGGUUCCCCAGAGGCUCCCGGACAGCAGUUCUGACAGUGAUGCUGAUGGUGCUGAGUCCUCCCCUGGCUUGGGCUGGGGACACCCCAACACUUUUCAUGGUGCAGAGUAAGUCCGAGUGUCAUUUCUCCAACGGGACGGAGCAGGUGCGGUUCCUGGACAGAUACAUCUACAACCGGGAGGAGCUGGUGCGCUUCGACAGCGACGUGGGGGAGUACCGGGCGGUGGCCGCGCUGGGGCGGCGGGCCGCGGAGCGCUGGAACCGCCGGAAGGACGCGCUGGGGCGGGCGCGGGCCGCGGUGGACACGUUCUGCAGGCAGAACUACGAGUUUUUUGAGAGCGGCACGGUGCGGCGGCGCGUGGAGCCCACAGUGACCGUGUAUCCUGCGAAGCCCCAGCCCCUGCAGCACCACAGCCUCCUGGUCUGCUCUGUGACGGGCUUCUAUCCAGGCCACAUUGAAGUCAGGUGGUUCCGGAACGGCCAGGAAGAGGAGGCUGGGGUGGUCUCCACAGGCCUGAUCCCUAAUGGAGACUGGACCUUCCAGACCAUGGUGAUGCUUGAAGUGGUUCCUCAGAGUGGGGAGGUCUACACCUGCCGAGUGGAGCACCCCAGCCGGACGCGCUCUGUCACAGUGGAAUGGAGGGCACAGAAUGAGUCUUCACAAGGCAAGAUGCUGUGUGGAAUCGGGGGCUUCGUUCUGGGUCUGCUCUUCCUUGGGGUGGGGCUGUUCGUCUACUUCAGGAACCAGGAAGGACACCUUGGACUUCAGCCAACAGGACUCCUGAGCUGAAGGGAAGAUGAUGACCCUCAGGCAAGAACUUUCUGUCCCAGCUUCUUCAAAGCAUCAAAAAGUUUCCAGCUUAGUUCUUAUUCUUCCACAAAGAUAAGACUUUCUCGGGAUCUGGUUUGCUCCUGGUUCAGUGACCCUGCAGCAAGUGUCCUUCUUGAUGGCUUCCUCAGCCUGCCCUUGACCUGGAAGCGCCAGCACUGAUUGCAGCGCCUUAUCUCCAUUCUCUCCCCAGCCUCUCUGUUUACCCUGGCUGCUUUCUGUGCAUCUGAGCUCACCUGCUGCCCACAUUGCUUUGUAUGUAUUUUCUCAAAUACACAGAGAGUGAAAUCAUCUACUUCAUACAGCUUCAAUGACAAGAAGGAGAAGGGAAAAGGGGAAGGGAGAAUUGCAUCACAAAACAAAAAUCAUUUUCACUUAUGUUCCUGAAUUUUGGUCACAUGUGAUCUGGAAGGUUUCUUUGCUUCAUUCCCUAUUUUUGCUUAGGUUUUCUGCAUUCUGUAUUUAGGCAUGUUUCCCUGGGCUAGCAGAAAGCUCUGACUGAAAGGCAGGCUUUGCAUCGUCAAAGACAAACACACAGGCCCCUUCACACCAUGGAAUACAGGAAAGAACAACCGCUAUAAGAAAUACAGGUAACUUGUCAGGAUGUGAUGCCUUCAAUCACAUUUUGGGGUCUCUUUUCCCCUGAUUUUUUUUUUUAAAGAAAAUAUCUAAACCUGAGUCCUUCAAGAACUUCCCUUUUGUUAAUUAAGGGUAGCCUUCAACACCUCAGUCUUUUUUCCCAUCUCUUGAAUCAGCAGCAUGCUGACUCUUUGUCUUGGGAUGUCGUCAGUGCUCUCAGAAGCUGUCAGCACAAAGCCACUGUAGUGGAAAAGAUGCAUUUCUGAGCCCCACCCCCAGGUGGUGUCACAAACUCCAUUACAGGAGAAUCCGGUGUGGAUCUUACUUUAGCAGAAAUCAGAGAAAAGGCUGAGAAAAAAAAAGCGAAUGUGUGACUACACUGAUCUAAAUAAUGAAGGACCCUGCUGCUGAGGGGUGGGAGAGAUGAGAAGCUCUCUAUACCCUGCUGUGGAAUAAUCUCCAAAAUAUAUUUGGAGCAAGGUACAGGAGAGUGUGUAUAGUAUACAACAUCUUGUUUAAUAAAAUAGAGGAGGAGAAUAGGAAUGUAUAGCUAUACCCACUCUAUUCUGUCCUCUUCUAUUCUACUGACCUGUAUAUGUGGAAAGGAUGGAAGGUUUGUAAAAAUGGUUGCUUAUAGGACAGUGAGAAAAGAGGUUGUAAGGAACAGAGUGAAAGCUUGACUUCUCUGAAUAUAUCUUAUUUAAUCAUCUUAAAUUGAGGAACAUUCAGAUAGUUUAUGUAAUAAAAAUUUAAUCCAAAAGAUUAAGAAGGCAAUACAUGAAAACUGAGAACGGGCAAUCAGAAUUGAAACAAACUUGACAAAACGUAUGUGAUGGAAAGCAAACUAGAGAAGCAAAUCAAAGAAAUCUUUGACCCUCAUAUGAAACAUUUGGCAACUAGUAAAUCAGUAUAUAAUUCUAAAUUCCAAAGGCUUCAGUAAUAUAAGUAAAUUAUUAUAUUAGAAGUAAUUUAUGCAAUAUAAAUUAUAAAGUAGUUGGAUGGGUUUCACAGAAAGGUGACUAAAUUGGCUAAGCAAAUGGAGGAUUCUGCUGUUUUGUUCCAUUUGAAGAGUCAGUUUCAAAUAGAAGGCAGUCCUGAGAGGUGAUUAAAAGUUUAUUCUGAAGUGUUUGUCAUUUGAACACAAUUCGUUCACUGUCAGAGACUAUUAUUCUACCUUUAAGCAUAUUCAGCUUAUUUUUUGAAUAUCUUAAUUGCAUCAUAUAUUAUUUGUGCUAAACAAGUCAUCGUGCUAUCGGAAUUGAAUAAGGUGAUAGUCAUGUCUGCAAUAUGCAUACAGUGGAGAUAAGUUUUGUUUGAUCCCAGAGUUACAACUUUACUCUUGCUUUAUCUUCUGAGAUGAAAUGAUUUCUCUCCUUUUAUUUGAAGCCUGGUGUGAUAUUAUAAGGGAGAAUUAAAAUGUAUGGUAGGAAUAGUUCAAUGAAGAUGUUUUCUCUCACUAGUAGCAGAAAAAAUCCAGUCAAUCUGACUUUAAUUUUUUACGUAUUAUUUUGCAUAGCAGAUGGACCCCAGGUAGGGCGUCUCCAGAGUUUGUCAGUUUAGCUGUCCAGUGGCGUCACCCGUGGCCCCAGGACCUUGUCUCAUCCCCUCCUCUUCUUAGCAUGUCAGCUUUCCUGAGGUGGGGGUAGGGCACCUGCAGCCGUUGGGACGUUGUAUUCUCACAACAACUUCCGAAGGCAGCAAAAGGGACCUAUUUCUUCUCAUGUGCUCUUUUCUCCCAGGCCCUAUUGAGAUAUAAUUCAUAUACAAAAACUACACUUAAUUAAUGUAUAAAAUUUGAAGAGUUUGAACAUAUGCAUAUGACUCAACCACAAUCAAGGAAAUAAACAUAUCCAUCACCUCCAAAUGUUUCCCUGUGUUCCCCUGCCUUUAUUGUGGUAAGAAUAUUUUACAUAAGAUUCUACCAUCUUAAGAAAUUUUUAACUAUACAAAAUGCAACUUAAUUUUUUCCAGCGUGUGAUAUUGUGGUUUAUAAAAUGAAAUAUAUAUUUGGUCUUUGUCCCCAUUCCUGGCACAGAGCUCCUAAAACCCUUGGAAUUUCAUAACUAAGGAGAAAACAAAGAUGUCUCAUUAUAUUAAUGAGGUGACACUUGGACCCCACUUAAGGGUGGGGGCUGGUUUUCAGGAGACCGAAACAUGUGAUCAGAGGGUUGGAACUUUCAGACCCACCCCCUUGACUUCUGGGAGAGAGUGCUUGGAGGUUGAAAGGCCAAUCAGUUAAUCAGUCAUAACUAUAGCUACUUCAGUUUGGAAACAAAUAUAACAUAAAAUGGGAUAAUUUCAAACAACAGAAGCACAAAAAAGGAAGAGAAAAAGUACAGAAGCCAUAUAGGAAAAUGAAGAUAAGAUGCUAUCAGCAGGAGAAAAAGACUAUUUUACCUAUGAGACGUUUUAUACCCACCUCCUGGUAACUACAAAACAAACCUAGAGCAGAGACAUGAAGAAUUAAAAAAGGGGAAACUGAGGAAAACAUCCUAUAAAACCACCAAACUAAAAUGGCAGACAGAAACACAAGGAAAACAAAAACAUGGGAGAUACAAAAAAAAAAAAAAAGAAAACAAAAGACAGAAUGGCUGGACUAUGUC
Molecule: messenger RNA, 4119 nt
Organism: Camelus dromedarius (Arabian camel)
Lineage: Eukaryota; Metazoa; Chordata; Mammalia; Artiodactyla; Camelidae
Product: DLA class II histocompatibility antigen, DR-1 beta chain-like
Exons: 6
Coding region: 98-898 (266 amino acids)
Biological process (GO): immune response; antigen processing and presentation
Cellular component (GO): membrane; MHC class II protein complex
Source: RefSeq, a predicted model, not a curated record